Saccostrea cuccullata (small rock oyster) is the source of this 1904-nucleotide messenger RNA. RefSeq lists its product as uncharacterized. Bases 139 to 1545 code for a protein of 468 amino acids. NCBI's taxonomy places the organism in Eukaryota, Metazoa, Mollusca, Bivalvia, Ostreida, Ostreidae. The record is from RefSeq and is a predicted model, not a curated record. The transcript has 2 exons.
CACUGACGGCAGAGUGCAGUGAUAAUAUGAUUGUUAAAUUUCUGUGUAAAUGGUUGUAGGAGGAAACUGGGGGUUCAAUGGCGUCGAACUCUGUAAAGGAACUGAAAAUAACAAAAAUGGUCGAAAUAGAACUGAAUAAUGAAGAUAAAACAACUUAUUCCAAGUAAUUUCUUCCAGAAGUCAAAAAAGAAACGAAAGGUUGAAAAGAAUAAAGACAUUUUGAAGGAUACAAAACACUUUGCAGACCAUAUAAAACACGCUGAAUUUUCAGUACAGUCACGCGAAAACAGUAUUUCAAACCUGGUAGACAUAGAUUCAGACUUGGAUACUCUUUUUGAUACCCUUCGUUCUAGAGCUAAUCGAACACACGCAACACAGCAAACAUUGGACUCUGAUUUCGAUGCAUUACAACCAGAGAUAUUGUCAUUUGAAGACAAAGAACAAUACAAUAGUUUAAAACAAAGGACACGAAUUCGAACAAACCCUUGGGUUCAACUUCCGGUUACUGAAGUGGCAUCUGAGCUGUGUAAUUGUCAACCAAAUCCAAAGGACACGUUUACGGUUAACAAAGAAUUCGGCGAUCAAUGGGAAUACAGCGUCAUUGAACGACUCAUAUCUCAAAACAUUUUCGAGUUGAAAAGUACUUGCAAACAACAAACAUUUCAAAAUAAUUUAGAAAUAAUUUCUGAAAGACAAAAACGAUCAGACGGUACAGAUAUCGACACCCGUUACCGUUGGUCCAUCAUUUCGGAAGGCGACAUAUCAGUGGACUGGAGUUGUGAGGAGUUCUGUGAAUGUUACGAUAUCGAUUCAAAAAAUGGCAACGUAAGUUACAAUGCGCAAUAUGAAAAUGACCUUGACCUCAUUUUAGAGCAGAGCAUUUCGGAGGGAGACUUCACAAAAGUUUCGAUGGAGGACCUGCUGAACGAAGUCGUAAAUGAAUCAGACUGCAACAGAGAGAGUAACGAAGGAAAGGAUAUCAACAUAGCAGCUGAAGAUAGUUCACAGGACUCAAGCGAAAGUCCCUAUCCAUUCACUGAUAUUGGCUUAAUGCAAGAAUCUUUGGACGCAGGAUACGCAAGCUUAACGCGAGAUGGCACGCUUAGUACAGAUGACGAGGAAAGAAAUGAUUCAGGAAUGGCAGACUCUUGGAGGGAACCCCCAGAAACAGAGGCUGGUGAAACAUCAACAGAAUUAAACGGCAUCGUGGACACAACCCCUAGUGGAAGAACGCUACCGGAAGUGAAAGAGAGUCUGCAAGACAAGAUUAACCAGCUUCGGCUGGAAAAGUUAAUCGUGCAAAAUAAAAUCAGGGAGGCUAAGGAAGAGGAAAAAUCCCGAAUAGAGCAACGGAGGCUCUUACAGGGAAAAUACCCGGCUGAAAGAAAAUUAUCUCUCUUCAAAACCUUAAUUGACUUAAAACAAAGAUUGGAAAACCAGACUUUGCGAAUACAAAGAAGCUAUUCUGCUGUUCUAAUAAUGCAGAAAAACUUCUCUCGCCAGAAAUCUCCUGUACUCUGUGUUCCCACCCAUAUCACAUUGUAGUAAGUCUCUGUAGUCCCAUCCUUAUCAAUUCACAUUAUAGACAUUUCUAAAUAAAGUCCCUCUCACCCGCAUGGCAUUAUAAACAUUUCUAAGUAAAGUGUCUUUUAUUUUCUGAGUGUCUAUUUAUAACUGAGAUUUAUUCCAUCUUGGUUUGUAUUGUAUGUAGUGAAUUUGUAAUAUCGAAACCAUUUGAUAAAGUUGAUUUAACAGAUGCUACACAUAAGCAAUUUCCCAGAAGGACAUUUUUGUUUUCCCAAUAAAUCUGUUUGUUGUCUCCUAAAAAUUUCCUCAUGAUUAGUGCUAUUUCCCAUUUUGUUGCAUUUGUUGUGAGAAAAAAAUAAAGUACUUGUGAUUUGUAA